Messenger RNA from Symbiodinium sp. CCMP2592, 487 nucleotides. The record is from the annotation of a GenBank genome assembly. Lineage: Eukaryota; Dinophyceae; Suessiales; Symbiodiniaceae.
AUGGCUAGAUGCUCGAGAUCGCUGGAGGGAGCCUCUGGUGCAGGAGCUUGUGUUCCACCCCUUCACCCCUUGGAGCGCAAGAACAAUUCCCGUGCCGGUGGGCUUCGAGGCUUUGGCGCGGCAGCUGCAGCAGGUCGGUUCUUCCAAAAGAGGCCAGCACGAUUAACGAGAGUCUUGAGCCACUGGCAGCAGCAGACGGCCGCCGAGCAGGUGCGACGCCAGUCCAAGAAGGAGGAGCUGAACCACCUUGGGAGAGGUCGUGGAUACAUAGGGACUGCAGCGGCGCUGCGAUGUUGGCUUUGCGAUGCCUUGGAGCCCGCUCAAGCGGUCACUGUCCAGCUGCGGGCCCCCGCUCUCUGCAGCCGUGGCAGCCUCCCUGGUGCUCUUCGCCUGGCAAGCAGUGGGCGCCAGGUCUUGCUUCUGGAUGCUCAUGUGCUGCCACUUGGGGUCCAGAUGGUUUCCAUUCCCGCUGGUGGCAGCCACUGCA